AAUAUAAAUUCUUGGGCUUAGCAUUGUCUUGCUCCUCCUUGCAAACCCUAGUUCUUCUUCAAAAGCUCUCUUAAGUUUCUAACCUUAACGUAUAGAGAGCAAUGGCCGGGAAAGGAGAAGGACCGGCGAUCGGAAUCGAUCUCGGAACCACAUACUCCUGCGUCGGAGUUUGGCAACACGACCGCGUUGAAAUCAUUGCCAAUGACCAAGGUAACAGGACUACGCCGUCUUAUGUCGGUUUCACCGACUCUGAGCGCCUCAUCGGAGAUGCCGCUAAGAACCAGGUCGCCAUGAAUCCUACAAAUACUGUCUUUGAUGCAAAGAGAUUGAUUGGUAGGAGAUUUAGUGAUUCAUCUGUGCAGAGUGACAUCAAGUUGUGGCCUUUUAAGGUCAUCCCUGGACCUGGUGAUAAGCCCAUGAUUAUUGUCAAUUACAAAGGUGAAGAGAAGCAGUUUGCUGCGGAAGAGAUCUCUUCUAUGGUUCUCAUCAAGAUGAGAGAAAUUGCUGAGGCCUACCUUGGUUCCACAGUGAAGAAUGCCGUGGUUACUGUUCCAGCCUACUUCAAUGAUUCCCAGCGUCAGGCCACAAAGGAUGCUGGUGUUAUUGCUGGUCUUAAUGUUAUGCGUAUCAUCAAUGAACCUACAGCUGCUGCCAUUGCUUAUGGUCUUGAUAAGAAGGCAACCAGUGUUGGUGAGAAGAAUGUGUUGAUCUUUGAUCUUGGUGGUGGUACUUUUGAUGUCUCUCUACUUACCAUCGAGGAGGGUAUCUUUGAGGUCAAGGCCACAGCUGGUGACACACAUCUUGGAGGUGAAGACUUUGAUAACAGGAUGGUUAAUCACUUUGUUCAGGAAUUCAAGAGAAAGAACAAGAAGGACAUUACGGGGAACCCUAGGGCUCUUAGAAGGUUGAGAACAUCCUGCGAGAGGGCAAAGAGGACUCUUUCAUCCACUGCUCAGACCACGAUUGAGAUUGACUCUCUCUUUGAGGGUAUUGAUUUCUACUCCACCAUUACACGUGCCAGAUUUGAAGAGCUGAACAUGGAUCUUUUUAGGAAGUGUAUGGAACCAGUCGAGAAGUGUUUGAGAGAUGCCAAGAUGGACAAGAGCACUGUCCAUGAUGUUGUCCUUGUUGGUGGCUCCACUAGAAUUCCCAAGGUUCAGCAACUGUUGCAGGACUUCUUCAAUGGUAAGGAGCUCUGCAAGAGCAUCAAUCCUGAUGAAGCCGUUGCCUAUGGUGCUGCUGUGCAAGCUGCUAUCUUGAGUGGCGAGGGUAACGAGAAGGUCCAGGACUUGCUGCUUUUGGAUGUCACCCCACUUUCUCUUGGUCUUGAAACUGCUGGUGGUGUCAUGACUGUUUUGAUCCCAAGAAACACUACCAUCCCCACCAAGAAAGAGCAGGUUUUCUCUACCUACUCUGAUAACCAGCCUGGUGUGUUGAUUCAGGUCUAUGAAGGUGAGAGAACAAGGACCAGGGACAACAACUUGCUUGGAAAAUUCGAGCUCUCUGGCAUCCCUCCUGCACCCAGGGGUGUUCCUCAGAUCACAGUCUGCUUUGAUAUUGAUGCCAACGGUAUCUUAAAUGUGUCUGCUGAGGACAAGACUACCGGGCAAAAGAACAAGAUCACCAUCACAAAUGACAAGGGCAGACUUUCAAAGGAGGAGAUUGAGAAGAUGGUACAAGAAGCAGAGAAAUACAAGUCUGAGGAUGAAGACCACAAGAAGAAGGUUGAGGCCAAGAACGCUUUGGAGAACUACUCAUACAACAUGAGGAACACCGUGAAUGAUGAUAAGAUUGGAUCUAAGCUCGCCCCAGCAGACAAGAAGAAGAUUGAGGAUGCCAUUGAGCAGACCAUCCAGUGGCUCGAUGGAAACCAGCUCGCUGAGGCAGACGAGUUCGAGGACAAAAUGAAGGAACUCGAAAGCAUCUGCAACCCAAUCAUCGCAAAGAUGUACCAAGGCGCUGGUGGUGACAUGGGCGGAGCCAUGGAUGACGAUGCUCCUUCUCACGGUGGUAGUGGGGCUGGCCCCAAGAUUGAGGAGGUGGACUAAGUUCACGGUGUUUCUAUCCCAUUUUGUUUCAUUGCUUUUAGGAUCUAUUCACUUUUAUGAUGAUGAACUUGUGGCUUUUUUAAAAAUCUGUUUUGAUGGGUCUAUUUUUGGCAAAGUAUAUCGGUUGCAGGCCAGACAUUUUGGUUGGUGUUUGUAAUCUGGAUAAUCUAUAUACCGUAUUCAUGCUGCCAUUUAAGUAUGUCUAUGGCGGCCAUUUUGCUUGUUUACAUCCGCAUUUAUAUCAAUCUCAUUUUGAUUUUUUACA
Molecule: messenger RNA, 2313 nt
Organism: Ipomoea triloba (trilobed morning glory)
Lineage: Eukaryota; Viridiplantae; Streptophyta; Magnoliopsida; Solanales; Convolvulaceae
Product: heat shock cognate 70 kDa protein 2-like
Exons: 2
Coding region: 102-2048 (648 amino acids)
Biological process (GO): cellular response to unfolded protein; protein refolding
Cellular component (GO): cytoplasm
Molecular function (GO): ATP-dependent protein folding chaperone; misfolded protein binding; ATP binding
Source: RefSeq, a predicted model, not a curated record